Molecule: messenger RNA, 1345 nt
Organism: Rubroshorea leprosula
Lineage: Eukaryota; Viridiplantae; Streptophyta; Magnoliopsida; Malvales; Dipterocarpaceae
Source: the annotation of a GenBank genome assembly
AUAAAAAGUCAAACCAAAGACUAUUCUAGACUUUGAAGUCAACCGAGUCGAUAUCCGAGUCAGCGAUUAUCAGCCGCCAACUCAGCAUUCCUUCCCUCCAUUCGACGCAAUAUACCAAGCCCCAAAUCCGGAAAACCAAAUCGCAAAAUCCAAAGAGACCCCAAACAUAGCAUCCUCUCUCUCUCUCCCCUCUUCCAACAAUGGAGGAACAAGGAGAUGGUGUCCAUUACUGGGGCAGAACCCCAGAGGAUGAGUAUUACAAGCAGCAAGGAAUCAAGGGGUCAAAAUCCUUCUACACUUCCCCAAGAGGCCUCUCUCUCUUCACCAGAUCAUGGCUGCCCAUCUCCGGCCCUACCCGUGGCAUCAUCUGUGGAGUUCACGGCUAUGGUAAUGACAUCAGUUGGACCUUCCAGUCCACCAUGAUCUUCUUCGCACAGAAGGGUUUCGCUUGCUUUGCCGUCGACAUCGAAGGGCACGGCAGGUCUCAGGGAUUAAAAGCUUACGUUCCGAAUCUCGAUCUUGUCAUCCAAGAUUUGUUGUCAUUCUUCAAUUUCAUCAAGCAAUAUCCCCAAUUUCAUGGGUUGCCGAGGAUUCUUUACGGGGAAUCGAUGGGGAGUGCCAUUUGUUUGUUGAUCCAUUUCGCCGAUCCAAAGGGGUUCGACGGAGCGAUCCUGGUGGCACCCAUGUGCAAAAUCUCCGACAAGGUGAAACCCAGAUGGCCAAUUCCCCAAAUCCUCACCUUUGUGGCGAAAUUCUGUCCCACCCUCCCAAUUGUACCAACGGAAGACAUUAUGAAGAAAUCAAUCAAAGUGGAAGAGAAAAAGAUAAUCGGAGACAUGAAUCCGGAGAGAUACAGGGGAAAACCGAGAUUAGGCACCGUUCUUGAGCUCCUCAGGGCUACGGAGUAUCUGGGUAAACGAUUGGGUGAGGUAAGUCUCUCGUUUCUUGUACUACACGGCAGUGAAGAUGCAGUAACGGAUCCGGCUGUGAGCUUAGCGUUGUAUGAAGAGGCAAAGAGUGAGGACAAGACGAUAAAGAUAUAUGAGGGGAUGAUGCAUUCAUUGCUGUUUGGAGAGCUAGAGGAGAACAUCGAAAUUGUUCGCAAUGAUAUGUUUGAUUGGUUGAAUGAAAGAUGUGGAGGAAUGGCUGAAUAAGAUUUGUGUUAAAUUAAAGUUUAUGAAUUUGAUGGUGAAGAUUGCCUCAUAUUUAGGAGGACUUCUCAAAUUGUCAUUAAACUCAUUUUUAAAUGCAUUGUAUUUGAAUUUCAAUGGUUUUUUUUAAGUGAUUCCCUUGGUGUUAAGAUGCAUAUUGAUUUAUUGGAUUUAUAUAAAGUAUAAUUAAAGAC